AAAAAAAAAAUUUUUUUUUAAAAGGGGGGUGACGAAAAAAGAAGAAAAAUUUAGAAAAAAUAACAAAAAUAAGACAAGAAAAAAGAGAAGGAAGGGAAAGACAGAAAGGAAGAUCGGAAGAUCAAACUCAUCAAAGUAAGGGUUUAUAUAAAAACAAAAACGUAUCAUAAAAAUUAUUUUCUAAAAAUAUUAAGUUUAAAAAUUCUCUAUACUUUAAAAAUUCCGUAUACAUUCCGUAUGACCGUAUACAUUUCGUAUACAUUAGUUUUUUUAAAAAAUGUUCAAAAAUGAAUUGCUUAUUAAAUAUACGGGAAUUUGUAUACGGAAUCUAUAAAAACGUACAUAAAAAUGGACUCAUUGCCACUUUUAUUUGA
Molecule: messenger RNA, 374 nt
Organism: Rhizophagus irregularis DAOM 181602=DAOM 197198
Lineage: Eukaryota; Fungi; Glomeromycota; Glomeromycetes; Glomerales; Glomeraceae
Source: RefSeq, a predicted model, not a curated record